Messenger RNA from [Torrubiella] hemipterigena, 1266 nucleotides. Lineage: Eukaryota; Fungi; Ascomycota; Sordariomycetes; Hypocreales; Clavicipitaceae. The record is from the annotation of a GenBank genome assembly.
UCCUAAAUAUCAGAGGUAUUGUAAAACGUGUUCGCUCUUCGCUCUGUAGUGUUAUUGCUGCCUUGUAACUAGAAGUCAUCGGCGCCGAGCCGGAGGAGUGGGCCGCCACCAGUCGCAGCAACAUUGCUCUUACAGCCACCAUCAAUUCGUCGAGUCCAAAAUUUUCUUCUUCAACCACAUCGCGCCAACCGCCAACUUGCUGCGUCGGCGUCAAUCAUAACAUGUCGGAAUUCUGGAAAUCGACAGAACGCUACUGGUGUAAGCACUGCCAAGUGUAUAUUCGCGACACCAAGCUCGAGCGCGCAAACCAUGAAGCGACAGCCAGACACCAGGGCAACCUGAAGCGAUCACUCCGAGACCUCCACCGCGGCCACGAGCGCGAACAGAGAGAAAAAGAUCGAGCUAAGCAAGAAAUCGAACGAUUAAAUGGCGUCGUACCGGGGAACACAUCGUCCAGCAAUGCGGCGCCAACACGCACCGCACCCAUACCAGCAGGCAGUCACCAGACGCGGCCCGCGACCGUCGCUCAGCUGCAGAAGCAGCGAGAGCAGCUGGCUGCCAUGGGUAUAGAAAUGCCUAGUGAGCUGCGUCCGGAAAUGGCCAUGGCCGGCCAAUGGACUGUUACGUCAACAAAGAUCAUCGAGGCACCUACCAAAUCCGAAGACGGCGAUGACCCGACCAAAGUCGAAGGCCGAGCGAACGGUGUACGCAAGCGCGAAGUUACAGAAGAGGAGAAGGAAGAAGAGGAUGCCAUGCGCGGACUGUUUAAGAAGCCGAAGAAAUGGGGCCGUGACACGAAGACCAUGCCUGCCGACGAGGACAAGGAGCUUGAUGCCUUGCUGAACGGCGCCCUUCUCGUCAAAAAGGAGCCGAUCGAUGCCAAUAUUGUCAAGAAAGAGGAGGAAGAUAUUAAUGAGAAUGCGGCUGAUGAGGUCCAGAAUGCACCAAGAGACGAACGCGUCGCGGUGAUGCCUUCGGCGAAGGACUCUGAUGACGUUGCCCCGAAGGACGAGGCGCCGACAGACGAGGAUGCGACGCCAUCGGUGGUGUUUAAGAAGAGAAAGCCAAAGGUGCUCCGAACGAAAUAACGUUAAUGACGACCGUGUAUUUGUACUUUUGUAUAUAGAUAUCCCAUUAAAAAGGCGCCUUGUAGUAAGUAGUACAUAGCUAGCUAGCUGGCAAACAAGCCAGCAAAGCACAAAUGAAAAAAAAAAAUCCCGAUACCCAUUUCGCUAAUACGCUCCAUCUGUUGCCGCACGUUCCAGC